Messenger RNA from Eufriesea mexicana, 228 nucleotides. RefSeq lists its product as uncharacterized. The record is from RefSeq and is a predicted model, not a curated record. The transcript has a single exon. Bases 1 to 228 code for a protein of 75 amino acids. NCBI's taxonomy places the organism in Eukaryota, Metazoa, Arthropoda, Insecta, Hymenoptera, Apidae.
AUGGAAGAACCAGAACCACCUUGGUUCACUCUGCAGACGGUCCCGGACUCCGUGUUCGAGAAGCCUUGUGAUCCUGAGAAGAUUAAAAUCGACAAUAUUUUUUCUGAGUUUUCUUUGUCCAAUGUAGGCCACGAUAAAGCGUUGAAACAACGCAUCAGCCAGUGGAUGAUGAAAGAAGGGCGACCCGCUGCAAUUGCAAGUGCGAGCCACCAAAAUGAAAGGGAAUGA